Betta splendens (Siamese fighting fish) is the source of this 5145-nucleotide messenger RNA. RefSeq names its product carbohydrate (chondroitin 4) sulfotransferase 11 (gene chst11). Gene Ontology annotation, molecular function: sulfotransferase activity. Gene Ontology annotation, biological process: proteoglycan biosynthetic process; carbohydrate biosynthetic process. Bases 101 to 1159 code for a protein of 352 amino acids. The transcript has 4 exons. Gene Ontology annotation, cellular component: membrane. NCBI's taxonomy places the organism in Eukaryota, Metazoa, Chordata, Actinopteri, Anabantiformes, Osphronemidae. The record is from RefSeq and is a predicted model, not a curated record.
UCAUCAGUACCAGCAGAGCUUCCAACAAACCGGCCCUUCACACCCCCCCUCCCCUCCUACACACAAAGCGAACGGCACCCUCCAGCCUCUCCGUCCCGCCAUGAAACAGACUCUAAGCGAACUGAUGAGGAUGAGCAGGAUAUGCCGGAUGAUAUUUGCCACUUGUUUAGGAUCCUUUAUUCUGGUCCUCUUUUAUUUCCAAAGUAUGUUCCAACCAGUCAUGCGAAGGAAUCCGUUUGUGGACGGUUGCUGCAGGAAGGGGUCUCGCAACGCGCUGCGGGAGCUGUACGACCCCACGCAGCCGGAGUUAUCGGGAAUGGCUGUCCUCCACCAAGCCAGGAGAGAUCAGGUAGUGGACUCUUGUAGAGUUUAUAGUGCGUCUAGCCAUAAAAGGCGAGUCCUGACACCCGGAGACCUGAAACACCUUGUGGUGGACGAGGACCACGAGCUCAUCUACUGCUACGUUCCCAAAGUGGCGUGCACCAACUGGAAGCGUGUCAUGAUGGUUCUAACAGGCCGAGGAAAAUACAGUGACCCAAUGGAAAUCCCUUCCAACGAAGCCCACAUACCUUCCAACCUGAAGACACUGAAUCAAUACAGCAUUGCUGAGAUCAACCACCGCCUCAAGAACUACCUCAAGUUCCUCUUCGUACGCGAGCCCUUUGAGAGGCUGGUCUCCGCAUAUCGUAACAAGUUUACCCUCAAGUACAACUCGUCCUUCCACAAGCGCUUUGGGACUCGCAUUGUCCGGCGCUACCGCAAGAACGCCACACAGGACGCCCUGCUGAACGGCGCCGACGUCAAGUUCAAGGAAUUUGCUGAGUACCUGGUGGACCCGGCCACGCAGCGCGAUGGCCCGCUAAAUGAGCACUGGCAGACCGUCUACCAGCUCUGCCACCCGUGUCACAUCCAUUACGAUCUAGUGGGAAAGUACGAGACACUGGAGGAGGACGCGAACUAUGUGCUGCGUCUGGUGGGCAUCGGUGACUCCCUCCGCUUCCCGAGUUACGCCAAGUCCACCCGCACCACAGAUGUUAUGACGGCCCAGUUCUUUAGCAAUAUCAGCAGUCAUCAGCAAAUCCAACUCUACCAGCUUUACAAGUUGGACUUCCUCAUGUUCAACUACUCCACACCUAGCUACCUCCGGAUGGACUACUAGAGGACAGAGCUGGGAAAUCUUGGGAAAUGCCCCCUUGUUUACACUAAGGCAACAAAAUAAGGAAAAGGGCAGACAUGUUUUUGGAAGCAAACUUGAUUUAAAUAAUAGUUCACGUACCAUUAAGGUGCGGGGACUUAGUUAGACAUAUAAAUAGAUGCUAGAAGAAAGGAAGUGAUGCAUGCAUGUAUGGCCAUACCGAGGAAGGAGUCCAAUGAGCUGGUUGGAUGACAGUGUGGGUUAAAUGGACCAAAGACAUGUCAUGACAUGUGUGGGUGAAGCAGGUCUUCAGGGUGGUUUAAAAGAAGGGAACCUAUCUUCAGGAGGAGGGACUCAAAAAGGGAUUCUCCUGGCACAUUUAUUACAAACAGCUUCAAAAAUCUGCAAACAGCUUCCUCGCACGCACCCCCUCCCACCCGGACCCCAAAUGCAUUGUGGAAGCAAAACCAUCCAUAGAAAUUCCGACAAAUUGUAAAACACAGUCGCUGCCAUCAGCCCUCGCAAUCAUUAGAUCCAUACCUUUCAGAAAGAAACUGGUGUUCGCGGACUCGAGCGGAUCCUGUGACGCGAUGGCUUCCGACAUCACUCUCUGCAACUGGAACUAUGGCAGCAUGGUUUAAAGCCAACAGUUUGAACUCAAGAAGCUCCCCCACUGGUGAAAUCACAGGCACCUUCGCCACAGUGACUGGGACAUGCCGGCUAGGACCGUGGAGUCUGCGGUUGAUAUGAACAAAGGCACUGGAUCACCCAACAUUGUUCAGUCAGGGGUUCAUCCCAACCAGUCAAUUAAGAUUAUGCUUUUGUGUUCAUGCUUAGUUUUUUUGAUUAUUUUCUGAAGCAUUGCUGCGAGCAGCAAUAACUAUAGAUUAUUUAAUUAGCUUUGUUGAUUGAAAUUAAAGAGAGGAUAUGAUAUUUAGUUUUCCUGGGCUUUGAUUCAAAGUUAAAUUGUUGUUAAGAGGUUUGUUUUGUCAUGGCUCUUUCUUCACAACUUGCUUCAUUUUAUUAUCCAUGCGCCCCAACAUUUUCAUUUCUAAGAGUCAUUGACUUUGUCCUUCUGUGUCUCAGCUGAUCAAAUAUUUAUAUUUUUUUUACUCUUUGGUACCACAUCAUUGCCUUUAAGCAAAUUCACAGCAAGGUGCAGCCUUCCAAGGUAUAACGUGACACUCGCCAGCUGCUGACAGUGUACAUAUCAACAAUCAAAACUGCCUACAUCGCACAAUCGGACGAUGAUAUCUUUUGUGAUGCGAUGAAUGUCAAGCAAUGUCAAGGUUAAUAUGGUGUGUGUACUCUCUUGUGCUGAUGUGAACUCUAUUACGCAGCAGAGGAAAGGAUGGAGCGGACACUCGGGAGAGAACGUCUGCACCCUCAUUGUAAAUUCUGAAUCGCUCCAUCGUCAAGGCUGAAGAAUAAAUAUAGUUAUCUCAUGGUUCAACCUCAAGCUGCUGUACUUACUGAGCCACAGAUUUGGUCACCAUUGUUUGUACAACCCGAUCUUUAGCUCUUGGGAGAGCUUUCCAAAAGCUUUUCGGUUCCCUACAAACCUCCUCUCGUGGCUUUUGAGUACCCACACUUGUGCAGAUGCUCAUCUUUGGGUAAUAAUGAGUGAACAGCUUUGUGUCUUUACAGUACGUCCACAUAAUCAUCUGGUUCUAAUAAAAAAGAGAACAGGUCGGGCUCCUCGUCCUCCUGCAGAAACAAUGGCUGCAUUCUAAGCGUGUGGCCUCCUCCUGCGUUACGACGCACGCAAAUACACAUUGAACUUGCACUUGAACUCCCCACGGAUGUCAACGCCACGCAGUCGCUUACUCAGCAAUAAGGCGCAAGUCCACGACGCAGAGGCCGGCCUCCACUUAAACUGCUCAUUUAGCCCCACAAUGGAGGAUGGAACGAUACACAAAGGGCCUCUUAGGCUGCAAACAAGCCAUUAGAGGCCUCUCGCCUUACUCAUCUUAUCUCCUCUCGCUCCAAAACUGGCCUCCCAUAGAAAAAACAAAAAACAAACAAAAACAAGUAAUUCAAUGUUGCUGAUCCUUACUGUCCCUGCAGGAAAAAGGAAAGCCUGCUUAAACACACAGAGCUGAAAUAAGGUCUCCGCAGGGGGCUAAGCGAGUGCCGACAGGCUUUCUGGCUCGGGUGUAAACAAGCCAACCAAAGCAGAGCAUAAAACCAUGUCUGUUCACUGCCCCAAGGCCUGUCAUAGUACUGUAGCAGCAUUUAUAUUCAACCAGCCCGAAUGGCGUCAUACCAUCUAACCUCCUACCUGUGUUGUAUGGUAUUUAGUCAAGAUGCAAGCGAUUGAGUGCCAUGAGCACAGAAAAGUGAGUAUUGCUGUGAGUAUUUGAAUGGCGGGAUUAACCAAUGCAUUUUUAGCCAAAAUGACACCAUGUCCUGAAUCACUGGCACAAGAGCACAGGCCAAGCAUGUUCGCCCUCCUCUGCCUGUUUCAUUUCUGACUUUCCCAUGAGCCUACAGCAACAGUGUGAGGCCUCCCAUCAUGUGGAUGUUGUCGCUUCUGUUCAUUUCCUCUGGAAAUGUUCAAUACCUGAUCACUGAAUGACCCUAAGAUACAUUGGUGUCAUCAUUUUUAACUAAGGAGAUCCAACCUUAAAACAACUUUUCAAAGAUUCAAAUGGUGGUGCGUUCAAGGACAGAUGUUGUGGUUGUCAGCCUGCCAGUUGUGAUUUGCCAGUGUACUGUUAUAAUAGGACGCAGGCAAUCCUUCAGUUGAUCUUUACAACACAGUUUAUACUGUACAUGGGUUCAGGUCAAGGAUUUAGCGUUUUUUUACCGACGCUUUCAUUAGAAGCGUCUCUCAAACGCGGAUUUAAAAUAAAAUAAAGACCUAAUUAUCAUAUGACUGAUUUUGGAGAAAUCUGGUGCUUCCUUUUUGUCACCUGCUCUGGAAAAUACAAAACACAAACAACAGCAUUAGAUGGGAGCACAGCAAAGGGCAAGAUACAUAAAAUCAGGCUGUUUGUUUUUCAGCACUUUGUUGGAAGAUGAACCGCAGACAUGACUAAAGUCACUAAAACAGUAACACUCUGACAAGCAUGUUAGUGCAAAGCUCAGCCACUGAUGCAUUCUGUGACUCAUUGUAUUUAUUUUAAAUUUAUGUCUGUCAAAUGAAAGAAACUACCGACAACAUAAAAGUUUGUGUACAGGAUAAAGACUCACUAUCACCUUCCAACAUGUCUCUAUGUGGUUGUGCCCGUACCACACACAGUACUUAUCUAUGAAAUGAGGGUUUAAAUGAUAAUGAUAACGCUGACCCAUCUGUUCCCAGGACCAUUUACGUUUCUCACCCAUUUCUACUGUUGUUUUGUUCCCUGUGAUCAGCAAUUUAAAUUUCUGCAGAUAAACAGUCACACUGUUUUUGCUGAAACUUCAUCAGCCCUCAAGUGACGAGGGGAAAAACAUAUAAUAUUCAUAGAUUUAUGCGAAGUGAAUAUGAGAUUUGUACCUGUUUUGAUUCACACUAAAAAGACCUAAACAUUGGCAGGUAUCCAGUUACAGCAGCUUUAGGAAAAAACUGAACUGAACUUUUAGAAGCGAUGAUUACAGUGCAUCACAAGCAGAUCAAGUUCAUACAGACCCGUGGCUUGGUCAGCGUUGUGUUGUUUCUCUAGCUUGGCUUUGGACGUGGAAUCAACAGUCACAGUCCAACAGAAGGCAUUAAUUUAUUCUACUACUCAUAACCCUGCCUUGCUAUCACCAUGGUAACGUGUAUCUGUCACUUCCACCCGGGACAACAGAGACUCUCCCCGUUGUGCUCGGGUUCGUUUUCAGACGCACUCACCAUCAUGGGAGAAAUGAACAGCUGCUGAGCUGCAACUGUGGAACCAGUAUCAUUUUUACAUUCUCUUUAUUUUGUAUCUUAAGGAUCAUUUUAAUUUUUAAGAAGAAAGCUGGCCUGAAAUGUCAGUGUGCUGUUGUUCCAGGUCUAUAUUAAAGAAUCAGCAUCAGCUAAAAUAAAGCCGUUCAAAACCGAA